CUCACCUUCGGAAAUGUAUGGUAUUCGACGCCACUUGAUUAGGUUCCAUAGCAAAUCCUGAGCUAAUUUGUCCAAAUUCAUCCGAAGAAGACGGAAGCUCAUGAAUGCAGUAAGCAACAUAUGUAACGAGUACCACUAUACAUUCUGAGAUCACCACGAUAACGAAAGAUAAAGAUGGCGCAUUGGCAAAGCAUUGUGAGAGUCCUGUUGCUAUUUAUAACGCACGUGCUGGCCGAUUUCUCAUGCAUUUGUAACUACAACGUCGAGUGCGCAGUGUAUGCUUCGACAUCCGCAGGCUCCCCUUUUGGUUACCUCUACGAGUUUGACUGCAAACCGGAAGGUCCACCAUCCAACGAUCCAACUUGGGUUAUCAUCCAGUAUGAACAUAAAUACGGAUACGUUAAGGUGGUCAAGGACGUUGAGACGCAAAUCUGCCCAGGGGCACCACCCGAGGAAGAUAUAGUCACUACAACGAAAGUCCCAACAACAACACCAUUGACAACGACGACGAAAACAACACAGGGUUCUCCUACACAAACCACAACAAACACCACCACUACAACUACGACACCAAUACAAACUUCUUCAACACCACAACCGUCUACAAGCACAACAACAACAACAACGGCAUUACUCAUAACAACAACUCAGACACACUCAACCACAACAACACCUUUACAAAAUACUUAUCAAUCAACAAUUGCGACUGCGAAUGCCACCCGAAGUACUACCCCAAAACAAGCAACGAAUCAUGGAACCACACAUAUCAAAACAACAGUGACAACAACAGCUAAUUAUGUUGUACAACACACACAAGUUCAAUACGGAUGCCCCCGGCAGUACUUUCAGAAUGCUCAACUUUAUCAUGGAACGCUUUUCACACUGGAAAGCACUUGCUAUGAGAUUGUUCAGACGCAAGCGUCAUGGCGUCAGGCGGAAGCGGAUUGUUUGGCCAAGGGAGGUCAUCUUGCCCAUAUUCCUGAUCAGCAUCACCAGGAUGUCAUAUACCAGGUGAUUAGUCAGCAUCUCGGAAAUGACGUCUGGAUUGGAUUAAAUGACAUGAACGAGGAACAACAAUAUGCGUGGUCCUCAGGUGACCCAGUUGCUUACACGUAUUGGGCAAGUGGCUUCGAGAAUUCCAUGUUUCACGGUAUUGAAGACUGUGCUGGACUUGGAGCUAAAUCCUACCAUGGCCGCUGGGAUGAUAUCGCGUGUUCCAGCCGUUUGAACUACAUCUGCGAAUUCAAGUCAACAAGGACAGUAACAUUUGCGACGACAACACUGAUGCCUCAAGUCUUCAAACCAGAUGGAGACAUUCACAUGUGUCCUAGAUCGGUGCAGGAAGACAUUCGACGAUACAAUUACCCCCUGGCUCAACAUGGUGACAGCUGUUACGAACUGCAGACACAGAAGAAAAUCUGGGCCCACAGCGAGAACAUUUGUAAGCAACUAGGCGGUCAUCUAGUAACAAUAAACAGUGCGAGUGAGCAAGCCUUCGUGGACGCCUUUAUGGCGCGUCAUAAUCCUGGCAAUGCUGUCUGGAUAGGACUUCAUGACCGGAAGGUUGAGGGACAGUUUGAAUGGACUUCAGGCGAACAUGUUACCUACACGAACUGGGUUCCAAACCACAUGAGCAACUAUGAGAAUUACCUCACUGAGGACUGUAUUGCACUAUUCCCUUACCAGAGUGACCAGUGGGACGACAUGCCGUGUGGGGAACAAGACUCUACCUUUGGAUUCGAAAUAGGGGAGAAACAUUACACCUUCUGUGAAUACAUGUACUAUUUAGUAUCCCUGUUUGAUUCUGACCUGAUGACACCGAUUUCAACCAAGAUGAUGAAAUACCACGCAGUAGUCUGUGGAACGAAUCGUAUUUCUCCGCUGAAAACUGCAAUGGACAACAAUGGGAAAUCACGCAGCUGACUUUGGUUUAAUUUGAUUUUGUCAGCUUGUAUUUUAAUGGACAACCUCUAUAAAACCUCACAACCUCAAAUUUGUUACGAACAAUGAGCAUCUUUUUCAAUUUAUGUGUGUCUCUAGAAAUUAUAAACAGCACGGUUUUAUUAUAUUGCAGAGAUAUCAACCAGUUACGGAAGUGAAGUUAUGAUCGGAUGAAAAGUUGAUCUGAUUGUUUCUAAAACAUAACAAAUACAGAAUUUAAAUUCAAGUUAUUUUUUAUUUUACAACACAAAUUUCUGCAUACUUUUGUCGCACGAGCAAUAUUGUUUUCAUAGAAUGUAUCAAAUCAAGUCUAGUUUAAACCUAUUGAUUUCAGCUGGAGUGCAUAGAAAGCCUAAGGUUUUUUUGAAACGCUCUCGAGUCCGUUUCCUGUGCCUAGAACGAGUACUUGGUGUUUAUGAGAAAGAUCUAAAAAAACGCUCCCACAGUGGGGAUGAACCCGUGACCUCACGGUUGCGACGCGGACACCUAUAUUGCUUUGUAUCAAAUUAAGUUCAUAACCACUAACAAAAAAUUGUGUAAGGCAUAAAAUAUGCCAACAUUAAAGAGGAAUCACGAUGGUGUAAACUUUUAUUUACAUAAGAUAACUCAUACAAAUAGAAUAAAUAUUUAACCUUUUAUAUCGAAUCAUUAAUAAAUACUAUCACAAUU
Messenger RNA from Dreissena polymorpha, 2610 nucleotides. RefSeq names its product macrophage mannose receptor 1-like. The transcript has 11 exons. Lineage: Eukaryota; Metazoa; Mollusca; Bivalvia; Myida; Dreissenidae. The record is from RefSeq and is a predicted model, not a curated record. Bases 175 to 1923 code for a protein of 582 amino acids.